AUGGACAAGAAUUGGAUGCACGUGCCAAACAGGUUUACAUCACGGGAAUAUGGUGUUGGGAUUAAUCAACUCCUCACAAUGGCAAAAGCCCAUGCACCUGGAAGCACUACCUUCAGGUGUCCAUGCAAGAGAUGUUGUAAUAACAUCUUCCUACCAAUAAAUGAAGUCGAAGAUCAUCUAUUCACGAUAGGUAUUGACCCAAGUUAUACACAUUGGAUUUUUCAUGGGGAGGGUGAAAGUUGGAAUGCUAAUUCGUCAGGUGAUGAUGACGAAUCUAAUAAUCAAAGUCAGAAUGUUGUUGAUGAUAUGGAUGAGAUGAUAGAGGACAUUCGGGCUGGAGCAUUCAUGGACCAUGAUUUCGGGGAACAUGGUACUACUUCAGAGCCCAACAUGAGUGAGAGGCAAUCGAGAAAUUUCCAGAAAUUGUUAGAGGAUGUGAGACUUCCACUUUAUCCUGAUUGUGCAAAGUUCUCUAAACUUUCAUUUAUAGUUAAGCUGCUUCAUAUAAAAACAAUUGGUGGGUGGACUAUCAAGUCAUUUAACAUGGUUUUAGACUUGUUAAAAGCAGCUUUUCCAGAUAUUCAGUUGCCUAACUCAUACCACGAGGCCCGACGCUUAGAGCAUGGGUUGGGUUUUAGUUAUGUAAAAAUAGACGCCUGCCCAAAUGACUGCAUGCUAUUUUGGAAUGACGAUGCCGACAAAGAUUCUUGUUCUAAAUGCAAGGAGUCGAGGUGGGUGUCAAGCAGAGGGAAAAAGGGAAAGAUUCCCCAAAAGGUAUUACGAUACUUUCCUCUGACGCCUCGGUUACAAAGACUAUUUAUGUCAAAGAAUAUAGCAAAAUCCAUGAAAUGGCAUAGAGAACAAUGA
This is a messenger RNA of Juglans regia (Persian walnut), 867 nucleotides long. RefSeq lists its product as uncharacterized. The transcript has a single exon. The coding region runs from base 1 to 867 and encodes 288 amino acids. Lineage: Eukaryota; Viridiplantae; Streptophyta; Magnoliopsida; Fagales; Juglandaceae. The record is from RefSeq and is a predicted model, not a curated record.